AUGUAUGCUGAAAUGGAAUGCAUUGGUCAUGAUGAACCAACCACAGAAGUGUCCUAUAAGGAGCCAGUGUAUAAAGUGAACCAGGUCCAUGUGUCAACACAGACUUUACCUGAAACUAUGGACGGCUGUGUUGGCACUGAAUCAUCUAGAUCUAUUCAGACAUAUUCUUUGGGUUGUCAGACAUCCUACAAUCUUGUGCAAAGACGACAUGUAUGUAUACAGAAUGAGAUAAAGGAAGCUGUGAAAUCUUGUGGGAUGCAGUUUUCUCUCCUUGCUGAUGAAGACAUCAAUGGAAAUGACCCUGAUUGGACCCCUAUGGCUGAGGAGGAGGGGGAGGAGUAUGAGACCAAUGGUAACACAAUAUUUGAUAUGGAAGAAACAGAGCCAGACAAAGCCAGAAAAUUUAGUAACGGAUCGACACAGCCAGAUCAAGAAGUACAUAUGAAUGGAUCAUCCAAGUAUCAACCAUUGAGGUAUACAAGAAGCUUGAAGCUGCUGGGAAAAAUAUGUCACCAGCCUAUUGGACGGUGGGCAAGAUCAAUCAGCAAUGACCUUUACUGGUGUGCUGGCAGCAGCAAUGGGAACGGAGAGCUUGUGAAGCAGAAGUGGAUCAGUAUUAUGAACCACAUAGCAGAUAUACAUGUAGGUCAUGGUGACCUAUUCCCAGAGUGUUUACAUGGUGACUUGGACAUAUCUUGGAUAAAGAAAGACAGCAAGCAGUACAAAGAGGUAGAACAGGUUGUCCUUGGUAGGCUCCUACUGGCUGAUAUUCAGAAGUUGUCCCCUGGUGAGCAGACUUCCAGUUUGGAAUCAUCCCACAACAUUGUUUGUGACUUUGCUCCAAAGUCUGUUCACCACUUCUAUGACCAGAUGAAAUCCAGAAUAUACUUGGCUGGACUGCAUUUUAGGGCCAUAGCACUUGGUAAAGAUGGCAAAGGACAAUACAGGAUAUCUUUCCCAAAAGGGCGAAGAGGGGACCCUGUACCCAAAGAAGUAAAGGUCAAACAGAAUUAUGACUAUGUCAUUGAACUCAUGGAGGGAGUGGUAUCGAGGAGAGAACUCUUCAUAAGUUACUCUAAAGCAGGACAAGCCAGGAAUGAAGAAAUGGAACUUCCCCCACCAUCCAUAGCAUCAAAGCAUCGCCAAGCCUUGCCAGACUUUGAUGCAAACCUGGUCAUAGAGAAGCACUGUCGAAGAUUCAACAGCAGUGUCUGCAUUCCUAACAUUUAGGAUAUUUAAAACCUAAAUAUGCCUGAAGGGAAUGCUUUCCUUAUAGCUGUUACAACACAUGAUGAUAUGUUUCUUCCCUAGCAGCUUCCAUGUCCAUCGAAUGAACCUGCGAUAUGGUAUUAUGUCGAUAUAGUCUGAAAGGAAACGAGGGAGAAAUAACUAUGACACUAUAUAUUGACAAUAAAGAUAACAUUGAAAAUUAAAUAUGUAGUACGCUAUAUGCAUGGGUGAUGCAAGUUAUACAUUGGAAGAUAUUUAGAAAGUGUUAUCCAUAUAUUUACAGAUAGUUUAUAGUAUUUUUCUAAACUUGUGCAGACGUUUAACAUUUUGUAGUCUUUACUGCUAUACAUGUGUACAUACUUGUGCAGUUUUUCUUCUUCAACUGGACCAUCGUCAUCAACGUAUUCAGAAAAAAACAUGUUUCAAAUACAUGGAUAUUUGUACAAUUAGCUGUGAAUCCCUCAUGUUGAGUUAUACAGGGAAGCCCUUCUAGCUUUUCUUCAAGAAGUAUAGCCAUGUCAGCACAACACUUUCUAUCCUCGUGUCAGAGUAGCCAUUACUGUGCAAUUUCUACAGGAGCACCUGAACAAGUGAUCAAUUUUCAUAGUAUAUAACAUUGAAAUUAUGUACAUUUAUGUAUAUCAGUUCUGUAUUAUAAGUGAUAAUCUGAGACAGCUCUCUGUACAUAACACCCAUUCAAAAUUUGUCUUGGGGUCUGUAGAUAACCCUAUUUAUUAUUGUCAGAGAUCUGUAAAUCUGUACAUAACAUCUGUUAUUUAUUAUUGUCAGAGAUCUGUAAAUCUGUACAUAACAUCUGUUAUUAAUUAUUGUCAGAGAUCUGUAGAUCUGUACAUAACAUCUGUUAUUUAUUAUUGUCAGAGAUUUCUGUAAAUCUGUACAUAACACCUGUUAUUUAUUAUUGUCAGAGAUCUGUAAAUCUGUACAUAACAUAUGUUAUUUAUUAUUGUCAGAGAUCUGUAAAUCUGUACAUAACAUCUGUUAUUAAUUAUUGUCAGAGAUAUGUAGAUCUGUACAUAACAUCUGUUAUUUAUUAUUGUCAGAGAUCUGUAAAUCUGUACAUAACACCUGUUACUUAUUAAUGUCAGAGAUCUGUAAAUCUGUACAUAACACCUGUUACUUAUUAUUGUCAGAGAUCUGUAAUUCUGUACAUAACACCUGUUAUUUAUUAUUGUCAGAUAUUUCUGUAAAUCUGUACAUAACACUU
Messenger RNA from Pecten maximus, 2455 nucleotides. RefSeq lists its product as uncharacterized. Lineage: Eukaryota; Metazoa; Mollusca; Bivalvia; Pectinida; Pectinidae. The record is from RefSeq and is a predicted model, not a curated record.